GAUUGUUACAAGUCUGAAAGCUGCUCAAGGUGUCUGCACAUUCCCUUCUCUUGCCGAGGCUACCAACAGAAAUUUGGUGCAUAAUCUACUCUUUACUGGAGAUUGAGGAUGCCAUUUCUGCGAAUAGUGUUUGUAAAUCUUGGUAUGCAAGCCUUAAUGAUAACGCCAUUUGGGAAGUCGUGCUUAAUCGUGUUUUGAGAGGAUAUCCCCUUCAUCGUUUUUCUGUACCUGAUAUUCUGCUCCAGCUAAAACGCCCUGCCACUAUUGAUUUCACGACUCCCAGUACUUCCGAUAGUAAUCUGGAAGUUUGGACUGGCAGCUACAAGCAAAGAGCUGUUUUCACCAUAUAUUUGCUGAAAGUCCAGGGCCAACUGGUGGAUAUCAUGCGUUCACAGACGGCCAAUACGUUCAAAGACGAUGCGUCUGAGCCUUUGUUUGACGGGCAAUUUUUGACGACAAUAGAAGACCAUGCUGGUGGUUAUCUCCCAUUCGACCUGGUGGUGUAUCUGCUCAAGUUUUCGCAAUAUUUUGUCCCGCAGACCACUUGGGGCGAGGAGCAUUCCACGUUUGCAUUGGCCAAUACAUCUCAUUUCGUCACUUCAGCUCUCUGGAAUUUGUUCAACAAGCAAUCUACUUUUGUUGCAUAUGAGGAAAUGGCGCUGGAGGUUAUGGAGUAUUUCAGGCAAGAAUCCAUUCCGUCAGUCGAUAUUCAUAAAGGCGUCGAUGAAGAAAUCUUGCAAUACCUUCGCACCUUGAAGACACUCUCUUUUGCUAGCGCUCCAAAAGACGGCGACGAAAGGUAUCAUAUUCAAGUUGUACUAAACACUAGCAUUGACGACUCCGCUGAAGUGCCAAACAAGCUAAAGACAAGGUCUUUUGAUAUUGAUAUGGAAAAACUAAAAAAUGGAGCUGGAAAGGUGUUUGCCUGUACGGUUGUAUACGAAACUGAAUAUCGUCUAACUUGGCUAGUAGAAAGUUUCACCGAUUAUAUGAUUCAAUAUACCGGUCUGGUUGUCAAGCAUCGAAAGCUCCCCUUAUUCAUGGAUAUUGGCUUUAUGGACUUUGUAAUUUAUUCCCCACGCGACCAAAGCUUACCGAGAUCUGUGCUUCUUCCACAACAAGGCGCGCAGAGAGUGACAGACUAUGACUCCAACCUGAACGAUUCCUGACAUGCCAAUCGAUAUAGACAAAUAUGUUUAUACAAGACUAAUAAAUACGGUAAUGACUUUAAAGUGAGA
This is a messenger RNA of Umbelopsis ramanniana AG, 1238 nucleotides long. RefSeq lists its product as uncharacterized. The record is from RefSeq and is a predicted model, not a curated record. NCBI's taxonomy places the organism in Eukaryota, Fungi, Mucoromycota, Umbelopsidomycetes, Umbelopsidales, Umbelopsidaceae. The transcript has a single exon. The coding region runs from base 384 to 1169 and encodes 261 amino acids.